Misgurnus anguillicaudatus (oriental weatherfish) is the source of this 8722-nucleotide messenger RNA. The record is from RefSeq and is a predicted model, not a curated record. Lineage: Eukaryota; Metazoa; Chordata; Actinopteri; Cypriniformes; Cobitidae.
CUUUCUUCAGAAAGCAUGGUCUGUCUUUCUUUUUUUCGAUACAUUUUCGAUGUCUUCAUUUUUUUCGAUACACAAAUCUACCUACCCUUAAAACAGAGUCGAUAUGGUGAUGAAACAGAGCCCUCUUUCAUGGUGACAUUUCCUGCAUUGAUCCUGUCAGGAUCUGAAGCUAAACUGUGUGCAAGUCUCCUGAAGCCCAAUGAAAGUCUUGUAAUGACCGUUCAUCUAGUGAAGGAUGACCAGAUCACAUUAUUACUGCAGGAGAAAACAGAUGAAGAGUUUCAUCGCUGCUUCAACUUCAAGGCUCCAUUGGUGGAAGGAGAAUCAGUGCAGAAAAUAAAGGCUGAAAUUAAAGGGGAGUCUUUCAAGAUGACUGAAGAGAGAAAAGUUAUGUUUAGACAUUACAAUCCUUUGACCUUUAUCCAGACAGAUAAACCCAUCUAUAAUCCAGGACAAACAGUACAUUUCAGAGUUGUUACCAUGGAUUCAAAUUUUGUACCCCUUGAACAACAGUACAGUACAGUGGUGCUUGAGGACAAUCAAAAUAACAGGAUCGGUCAAUGGACCAAUAUUUCCUCAACACGAUGGAUAUUGCAGCGUUCUUAUGACUUAAACCCUGAAGCGCGUGAGGGAACGUACAGACUGAGUGCUCACAUCGGUGAAAGUCUGAUAACAUCUUAUUUUCAGGUGAAAAAAUAUGUUUUGCCAAAGUUUGAAGUUACUAUAAAAGCACCAGAUAGUGUGAGUGUGGCUGAUGAGAAAAUGACUAUUGAAGUUUGUGGAAAAUACACUUAUGGGCAGCCUGUCUCUGGAAAAUCAUGGAUAAAAGUGUGUCAUAAUCCUUCACAUUACUCCAGUGGAAAUAUAAUCUGUUUCACUGAAACCGCUGAGAUAAAGGAGACGGGCUGUGCCGUUCAUUCUUUUAAUGCAUCGGCCUUCAGCAACAUUACAAUAAACAAUCAAUUUUACAAUCAUCUUAAUGUUGAUGUGAAAGUAACAGAAGAAGGAACAGAGACCACCAUGACAAAAUCAGAAACUGUAUCCCUCACUUAUGAAAUUGGACGUUUGGCAAUUACAGACCUACCCACGACAUAUAAACACGGAUCAGUCAUAAAAGGAAAAAUCAAGGUUACAGAUUUGAAAGGAACACCAAUUCCAAACAAAGAGGUUUAUCUCUUCAAGGGGAGGCACUGGUCCCCAAAUCUGCUCUUUAAUCUCACUACAGAUGACAAUGGACUGGCAGCAUUCUCACUUAAUACAUCUAGUCUGCCUGAAAGUGAUCUUAAUCUGAUGGCAAGCGUAUAUCCAGGAUUUCAUGUAAAUAACUACGGCAAGCCUCACUUCCCUACAGAUCAAAAAGAAGUUUCAAUUUUCCAGCCCGCAGCCCCAAAACUUCCAUAUAUCCCAUAUACCCCAUCAUUUAGUGAACUGACUAUAGACAAUCUUAAGGAACCCUUAAAGUGUGAUGCUGCGCUUCCAGUAACCAUUAAUUAUCAUUUCAUUGGAGAAGCCAUUGAUAACUUCAACACUGACAUUGUCUAUAUGGUCUUGUCCAGAGGUGUGAUAGUUCAUCAUGGAUAUGAGAAGGUUGAAGUGAAGACUUCUAAUGGAGCAGCGAAUGGCACAGUGUCAUUCAAACUGUCUGUUACAGGAGAUCUGACUCCAGUAGUGCAGAUACUUGCAUACUGUGUUCUGCCCAGUGACAAUGUAGUUGCUGCGAAUAAAAACUUCAACACUGAAAAGUGUUUUAAUAACAAGGUGUCUCUUCAGUUUUCUCCUGCUACAGCAGUUCCAGGUGAAGCAAACACAAUACAGCUGUCAGCUCAGCCUGGUUCAUUGUGUGCUCUCAGUGCUGUAGAUAAAAGUGUUCACAUCUUGGAUCCAGAAAAACGUCUGGAUGUUGAUAAGAUUUUUAACCUUUUGCCAGUGGAUUCGGUGUCAGAAUAUCCACACCAGACUGAAGAUGAGCAACCAUGUUUGCAUGUUAGACCCCGUCGAGCUGUGGGAAUAGAUCACGCCUAUGAAUCCUUAAAGAAAGUGGGAUUAAAAAUGGCAACAAAUUUGGCUGUGCGAGAACCUCAGUGUCUAACAUACAAGGGCAUGACUUUUCACAGACACAAUCCUCCAAAAAUGUACAGCUAUCCUAUGCUUGGACUAGGUGGUAAUUUUGGAGGUCCUCAAGUAACAGAACGAAGUUUCUUUCCAGAAACAUGGAUUUGGCAACUUUCUGAAGUUGGGGACUCUGGAUCAACACAGUUUCCUGUCAAGGUUCCUGACACCAUCACCACCUGGGAGACGGAUGCUUUCUGUCUGUCCUCCAAAGGUUUGGGUUUGGCUCCUCCUGCUCAGCUGACAGUUUUCCAGCCCUUCUUCCUGGAGCUUUCUCUGCCUUACUCCAUCAUCCGUGGGGAGAUCUUUGAACUGAAGGCUACCGUCUUUAACUAUCUGUCCAAAUGUAUCAUGGUUAAAGUAACUCCAGCUCCAUCUUCAGACUUCACUCUUAAAGCCUCCUCUGAUGAUGACCAGUAUUCAUCCUGUCUGUGUGCUAAUGGAAGAAAAACCUUUAAAUGGAUUCUCACUCCUUCUGUUCUUGGAGUGUUGAAUAUAACAGUGAGUGCAGAGGCAGAGCAGUCACAGACUGUGUGUGACAAUGAGAUUGUGAGCGUGCCAGAGAGAGGACGCAUUGACAUAGUUACUCGAAGUCUCCUUGUACAGGCUGAAGGGACUGAAAAGACAGAGACUCACAGCUGGUUACUGUGUCCAAAGGGUUUGUUAAUAUUUAAUGCUUGGCCGCUUAGAUUUUCGCUUUCCACCAGGCUUAGCGGGCUGAGCGGGCGGGGGCUGGCUGCUGACGGCCGGUUCCUCGCUUUCUUGGACGGCCCCGAUGAGGAACGGAGGCGGCCGCCGCUGCAGGACGCCCUCGGCAAGGGGCAGACUGAGGUGCCGACGUCGACGGGGCAGGAACUAAGGAGACCUGAGAAGAUUGCGUUGCUCAUAAGUCACAGAGAGGGGAGACUUGCCCCACAAAGGGUGAAAGUUGUGGAAGAUCUUGUCUUGUGGGAGAGUCUUCUUGGAAAGAGAGUGGGCGGAGCCCACCCUGAUCUGUUUGAGCAAGUGGACAUGGCGGCAAAUGAAUCAAAGAUGCACUUUGCUCGUUCUAUGAGAACAGCUGCCAUCAAAUAUGAGGAUAUCCCUGCUGAAAUCCCCUUCAUGACAAAGGCACUUUACAUUCAAGACACCAUAGUUGAAGCUAGGCGUACAGCCACAACUCACCGCAACUUCCUUGAGUGGUGGAAAUGGGAUAGUGUCGGUGCAGCCUGCGAGCCAAAAUGUGGUGGAUGUCGCUGUGGGAUUUGUCAGCCUGGAGGAAAGAAGAUGACCUCUGAGGAGAUGAACACAGCAAGUCUCCACAUUGGGAUUGGCGUUGAGGCCACCUUCUUAAGAACUGAGAAAAGGCUCAGGAAGGAACCAGAGUGGCUUGCUGCUUACACUGCUCAAGUCCAUGAGAUGGUUGAGCGCGGAGCUGCGAAGAGACUCACAAAGAAGAUGAUUGAGGACUGGAGAGGACCAGUUUGGAUGCUGGAGAAAGACAGCUAUGUGGAUGAUGUCCACACAUCCCACAAUGAUGUAAACAGACUUAGCCAAGUGACCAAGGAGAUUGAGGAGAUUCUGCAAGCAGGUGGUUUUUCUUUGAAGCCAUGUGUCCAGUCUGCGCAAAGUGGAAGGCAGGAAAAUGGAGUGAUAGACUUCAUGAAAAGAACGUUUUUUGAGACGCACAAAACGCUUGUCCUGCCAAAUCAGAUGAGAAAUGAGGACAACAAGGCAUUAGGCAUUAGGUAUCUAGCACAGGAAGAAAAACUCUAUAUGGUGGCAUCAAUCAAUUUCAACUUUUUCGGGGCCAAACCUGCACUUGAAGACCUGUAUCAGUUCCUGGAGUACCUGGAAAUAUCAGGAGUGGAGGAAAAGGCGGCCAAGCAUGGCACAAAGUGCACCUGGAAGAUCCAUCUUGCAGACUCACCUCAUAGAAAUGGAGCAGCCGAGGCAGCAGUCCGGACUGUAAAGAGAGCACUUCCGAAUGUAGGUGGCAAUGUAGUCUUCACAUGGGGAGAAUUUCAGACGUUUGUGUAUAUGGCAGCCAAUCCGGCCAAUGAGAGGCCUGUAGAUGCGAGAGCACAAUCCCAAGAGGAUUGUGUGGAGUAUAUUACUCCAAACUCCUUUCUGCUGGGACGGGCGAGCUUGAAAGGAGACCCAGGUGAGCGUUACCCUUACAAAAGGCUGAGAGUGAUCCACUGGAUGAUCGAUCAUUAUUCUGUCAUGAUGGCUCUUACUGCUGGUUGUUUUUGGAAAGUACUCCUGCUGCUCUCUUUUCUCUUCAUUUCUAUAAAUGGACAAUCAGAGCCCUCUUUCAUGGUGACGUUUCCUGCAUUGAUCCUGUCAGGAUCUGAAGCUAAACUGUGUGCAAGUCUCCUGAAGCCCAAUGAAAGUCUUGUAAUGACCGUUCAUCUAGUGAAGGAUGACCAGAUCACAUUAUUACUGCAGGAGAAAACAGAUGAAGAGUUUCAUCGCUGCUUCAACUUCAAGGCUCCAUUGGUGGAAGGAGAAUCAGUGCAGAAAAUAAAGGCUGAAAUUAAAGGGGAGUCUUUCAAGAUGACUGAAGAGAGAAAAGUUAUGUUUAGACAUUACAAUCCUUUGACCUUUAUCCAGACAGAUAAACCCAUCUAUAAUCCAGGACAAACAGUACAUUUCAGAGUUGUUACCAUGGAUUCAAAUUUUGUACCCCUUGAACAACAGUACAGUACAGUGGUGCUUGAGGACAAUCAAAAUAACAGGAUCGGUCAAUGGACCAAUAUUUCCUCAACACGAUGGAUAUUGCAGCGUUCUUAUGACUUAAACCCUGAAGCGCGUGAGGGAACGUACAGACUGAGUGCUCACAUCGGUGAAAGUCUGAUAACAUCUUAUUUUCAGGUGAAAAAAUAUGUUUUGCCAAAGUUUGAAGUUACUAUAAAAGCACCAGAUAGUGUGAGUGUGGCUGAUGAGAAAAUGACUAUUGAAGUUUGUGGAAAAUACACUUAUGGGCAGCCUGUCUCUGGAAAAUCAUGGAUAAAAGUGUGUCAUAAUCCUUCACAUUACUCCAGUGGAAAUAUAAUCUGUUUCACUGAAACCGCUGAGAUAAAGGAGACGGGCUGUGCCGUUCAUUCUUUUAAUGCAUCGGCCUUCAGCAACAUUACAAUAAACAAUCAAUUUUACAAUCAUCUAUAUGUUGAUGUGAAAGUAACAGAAGAAGGAACAGAGACCACCAUGACAAAAUCAAAAACUGUAUCCUUCACUUAUGAAAUUGGACGUUUGGCAAUUACAGACCUACCCACGACAUAUAAACACGGAUCAGUCAUAAAAGGAAAAAUCAAGGUUACAGAUUUGAAAGGAACACCAAUUCCAAACAAAGAGGUUUAUCUCUUCAAGGGGAGGCACUGGUCCCCAAAUCUGCUCUUUAAUCUCACUACAGAUGACAAUGGACUGGCAGCAUUCUCACUUAAUACAUCUAGUCUGCCUGAAAGUGAUCUUAAUCUGAUGGCAAGCGUAUAUCCAGGAUUUCAUGUAAAUAACUACGGCAAGCCUCACUUCCCUACAGAUCAAAAAGAAGUUUCAAUUUUCCAGCCCGCAGCCCCAAAACUUCCAUAUAUCCCAUAUACCCCAUCAUUUAGUGAACUGACUAUAGACAAUCUUAAGGAACCCUUAAAGUGUGAUGCUGCGCUUCCAGUAACCAUUAAUUAUCAUUUCAUUGGAGAAGCCAUUGAUAACUUCAACACUGACAUUGUCUAUAUGGUCUUGUCCAGAGGUGUGAUAGUUCAUCAUGGAUAUGAGAAGGUUGAAGUGAAGACUUCUAAUGGAGCAGCGAAUGGCACAGUGUCAUUCAAACUGUCUGUUACAGGAGAUCUGACUCCAGUAGUGCAGAUACUUGCAUACUGUGUUCUGCCCAGUGACAAUGUAGUUGCUGCGAAUAAAAACUUCAACACUGAAAAGUGUUUUAAUAACAAGGUGUCUCUUCAGUUUUCUCCUGCUACAGCAGUUCCAGGUGAAGCAAACACAAUACAGCUGUCAGCUCAGCCUGGUUCAUUGUGUGCUCUCAGUGCUGUAGAUAAAAGUGUUCACAUCUUGGAUCCAGAAAAACGUCUGGAUGUUGAUAAGAUUUUUAACCUUUUGCCAGUGGAUUCGGUGUCAGAAUAUCCACACCAGACUGAAGAUGAGCAACCAUGUUUGCAUGUUAGACCCCGUCGAGCUGUGGGAAUAGAUCACGCCUAUGAAUCCUUAAAGAAAGUGGGAUUAAAAAUGGCAACAAAUUUGGCUGUGCGAGAACCUCAGUGUCUAACAUACAAGGGCAUGACUUUUCACAGACACAAUCCUCCAAAAAUGUACAGCUAUCCUAUGCUUGGACUAGGUGGUAAUUUUGGAGGUCCUCAAGUAACAGAACGAAGUUUCUUUCCAGAAACAUGGAUUUGGCAACUUUCUGAAGUUGGGGACUCUGGAUCAACACAGUUUCCUGUCAAGGUUCCUGACACCAUCACCACCUGGGAGACGGAUGCUUUCUGUCUGUCCUCCAAAGGUUUGGGUUUGGCUCCUCCUGCUCAGCUGACAGUUUUCCAGCCCUUCUUCCUGGAGCUUUCUCUGCCUUACUCCAUCAUCCGUGGGGAGAUCUUUGAACUGAAGGCUACCGUCUUUAACUAUCUGUCCAAAUGUAUCAUGGUUAAAGUAACUCCAGCUCCAUCUUCAGACUUCACUCUUAAAGCCUCCUCUGAUGAUGACCAGUAUUCAUCCUGUCUGUGUGCUAAUGGAAGAAAAACCUUUAAAUGGAUUCUCACUCCUUCUGUUCUUGGAGUGUUGAAUAUAACAGUGAGUGCAGAGGCAGAGCAGUCACAGACUGUGUGUGACAAUGAGAUUGUGAGCGUGCCAGAGAGAGGACGCAUUGACAUAGUUACUCGAAGUCUCCUUGUACAGGCUGAAGGGACUGAAAAGACAGAGACUCACAGCUGGUUACUGUGUCCAAAGGGUAACAGUCUUUCAGAAGAGCUGGAUCUGACGCUUCCUAAAGAUGUGAUAGAGGGAUCAGCAAGAUCUUCAGUUUCAGUCAUUGGAGACAUAUUGGGUCGUGCACUGCAGAAUCUUCAUGGAUUAUUAAGAAUGCCGUACGGCUGUGGAGAACAAAACAUUGCUGUUCUGUCUCCCAAUAUUUACAUUUUACAGUAUCUGGAAAACACAAAGCAACUCACUUCAGCCAUCAGAGAGAGAGCCACAGGCUUCCUGAAGAGUGGAUAUCAGAGACAGCUGAACUACAAACAUAGAAGUGGUGGAUACAGUACAUUCGGCCGUGGUGAAGAGAAUACAUGGUUGACAUCUUUUGUCCUGAGGUCUUUUGGCAAAGCACAAAAGUACAUAUUCAUUGAUCCAGAUGUUAUUAAAAGUGCAAAGAAUUGGUUAAUAAGCAGGCGCAGUACAGAUGGUUGUUUUAUUCAACAAGGAAGUUUGUUCAACAACAGAAUGAAGGGUGGAGUUAAUGAUAAUAUAACCAUGACUGCUUACAUCACUGCAUCAUUACUUGAACUGGAAACUCCAGUCACAGAUCCUGUGGUCGCUCAAGGUUUGUCCUGUUUGAGGUCCAUCAUUGGGAAUCUUAAAAACACUUACAGCACUGCGCUGCUUGCCUACACUUUCAGUCUGGCGAAUGACACGGACACCAGACAGCAGCUUUUAAAGGAACUGGAAAAUCUUGCCAUUUCAGAAGGGUCUCAGCUUCACUGGUCUCAGUCAGGAUCUGUUGAUGAUUCUGGUUCUCUGUCAGUGGAGAUCAGCUCAUAUGUUCUGCUAGCUGUUCUCACAUCAGAUUCAGUCACUACAGUUGAGUUGGGUUAUGCGAACAGGAUCGUCAGCUGGCUUGUCAAGCAGCAGAACGCCUAUGGAGGAUUCUCAUCUACACAGGACACAGUUGUGGCUCUUCAGGCUUUGUCUUUGUACGCCACCAAAGUCUUCAGCUCUGAUGGUUUCAGUACAGUGACGGUUCAGUCAGCAGGAGACUCUCACAACUUUGAUGUGAAUCAGGACAACAAGUUACUGUAUCAGGAGAAGAAACUGACCAAUGUUCCUGGCAAAUACAGUAUUGAAGUGAAAGGCUCGAGCUGUGUGUCUGUGCAGAUGGCUCUGUUUUACAACAUUCCCACUCCCACUGAAGAUAAAACAUUGACCGUUGAAGCUACGCUUGAGGCUGUUUGCAAAAAAUCAUCCACACAACCACAAAAUUUGAAAUUUACAGUCAAAUAUAAUGGUCCACAGGAAACUACUAACAUGGUCAUUGUGGAUAUUAAGCUCUUAUCAGGAUUCACAGCUGACACAUCAUCGAUGUUUGCACCAUUUGUGGAGCGGGUGGAUACUAAAGAUGAUCAUGUCCUUGUAUAUUUUAAGGGGAUUCCAAAAAAUCUCCCUUUGAAAUAUCGGAUACAAUUAAAACAGAUUCUUCCAGUCAAGAACCUCAAGCCAGCUGUGAUCAAAGUCUAUGAUUACUACCAAACAAGUGAUCAGUCAGAGACCGAGUACUCCUUCCCAUGUGAAUAAUGCAGAUCAUUGCCCCCUUGGAUGAAGUUCAAGUUGAAACUAAAAUUAUAUUUUAUAUUUUCAGUUUGUUUGUUCUUUAUUUUAAGAAAAAAUAAAGUGUUACUACAUGAAGGUAUUAAAA